AUGUCGUCAACAUUAGUAUCAUCAAGUGUUCGAGCUAUUAAAGGUAAACGUUUAACAAUGGGUGCAACACGAGCCGCCAUUACAUUAACUGAAUCAGCUGUAAAACGUGUUAAAGACUUAUUGAGACAAAAACCAAAUUCCAUAGCAUUACGUAUCGGUGUAAGACAACGUGGUUGCAAUGGACUAUCGUACACAUUAGACUAUGUAGAAGAAAAGAAAAAAAUGGAUGAAGAAGUUGUUCAAGAUGGUAUUAAACUAUUAAUUGAUCCAAAAGCACAAUUAUCACUAUUGGGAACAGAAAUGGAUUUUGUUCAAAAUAAACUAUCAAGUGAAUUCAUAUUUAAUAAUCCUAAUAUUAAAGGAACGUGUGGAUGUGGUGAGAGUUUUAAUGUGUAG
Molecule: messenger RNA, 396 nt
Organism: Didymodactylos carnosus
Lineage: Eukaryota; Metazoa; Rotifera; Eurotatoria; Philodinida; Philodinidae
Source: the annotation of a GenBank genome assembly